UUUUUCAAAAACAUCGCCGGACCGUACCUUUUUGUACAUAAAUUGUUAAACCCUGCUCGAAAUUAGCGGGAAAAGCUGUAUUAAUAGGUUAUCUGCUUAUUUUAGACUUCAUCAAAGUAUGUCAUUUUUCAAUUUGUGGGAAGGACUUUCUCAAGAAUUCGAUAUUUAUAAAGUCCUCCGUUUGGUUGUCAUCAUAGGUGGUUAUAUCUUUUUCAGACAAAGAUACUUGGAAUUUAUGAAACACUAUCAAGUCAAAAAACAGCUAGAGGAAGACCAUAAAAGGAAUACCGAAGCUUUGAUUGAAAAGCCGGAUAUUAAAGAAGCGGAACUUACCGGCGUUGCAGGUAGUGAUAAUAGAUGGGGUUGGGGAAAAAGAACAAGAAGCAAAGUUAAAGCACAACAAAAGCUUUUCCAAAAGCAAGUAGAACAAGCGGCAUUGCAGAUUUCACAAACAAAGGGAUCAGAUAGCGAUGAGGAAAUAAAUGAGUUAUUGGAGGAUUGAACGAAACUCAUGACUGGUUGAAUAGCUAGACAUCAAGAAACUCCUCCAGGUUUAUAAAAGGAUUACAUGGUAUGUUUGUACUAGUUAACGCUUUCUUCAACAUUUGGGAAAUUAAA
Molecule: messenger RNA, 618 nt
Organism: Ogataea polymorpha
Lineage: Eukaryota; Fungi; Ascomycota; Pichiomycetes; Pichiales; Pichiaceae
Exons: 1
Coding region: 119-502 (127 amino acids)
Biological process (GO): protein transport
Source: RefSeq, a predicted model, not a curated record